CGGUUCCCUGAGGAGAUCAAAGGCUGCGGCAUGGGAAUGCUGGCGCAUCACACCUCGCGGGUCGGCGAGAGGGUCGGGUCAGGGCUCUGGCGUGUGUUUUCUCUGGAGGUGAAGAUCUUCCGUGCCUUAAUCCUGGGGGAGCUGGAGAGGGGCCAGAGCCAGUUCCAAGCGCUCUGCUUCAUCACACGGCUUCACCGCAACGAGAUCAUCCCCAGUGAGUCUAUGGCAAAGCUGCGGCAGAAGAAUCCCAGGACAGUGCGGCAGGCUGAGGAGGUGCGUGGCCUGGAGCAUCUCAGCAUGGAUGUGGCUGUCAACUUCAGCAAGGGGGCCCAGCUGAGCUCUCACAUCCACAAUGUCUGUGCAGAAGCCAAAGAAGCAAUUUACACCCGAGAAGAAGAUGUCAAAUUUUGGCUGGAGAAAGGGGUGGAUGGCUCCAUGUUCGAGGUCCUGCCACAGACAUCGGAUCUCCCUGACCUGCAGCGCUGCAAGCUGUGUGCAGACCGCUGGAAGCCCUGCAUUUGCAGCUACACACUGAGCAUCGAGUGGUACCCAUGCAUGCUGAAGUACUGCAAGAGUCGUGAUGCUGGGGGCAAGGUUUCUUCUUACAAAUGUGGCAUCCGCAGCUGCCAGAAGGGCUACACCUUUGAUUAUUAUGUGCCACAGAAGCAGCUAUGUCUCUGGGAUGAGGAGACUUAGCAGAGCCAGGCCAGAUCUUUUCAAGGGGCACCUUAUCUGUCUUCUGCCACCAUUUGUGAUGAUAAGGGC
Messenger RNA from Nestor notabilis (Kea), 765 nucleotides. RefSeq names its product OAF homolog (Drosophila) (gene OAF). The annotation marks the transcript as partial. NCBI's taxonomy places the organism in Eukaryota, Metazoa, Chordata, Aves, Psittaciformes, Psittacidae. The record is from RefSeq and is a predicted model, not a curated record. The transcript is spliced from 4 exons.